Molecule: messenger RNA, 656 nt
Organism: Trichechus manatus latirostris (Florida manatee)
Lineage: Eukaryota; Metazoa; Chordata; Mammalia; Sirenia; Trichechidae
Gene: MRPS17
Product: mitochondrial ribosomal protein S17
Exons: 3
Coding region: 107-496 (129 amino acids)
Biological process (GO): mitochondrial translation
Cellular component (GO): ribosome; mitochondrial small ribosomal subunit
Molecular function (GO): structural constituent of ribosome
Source: RefSeq, a predicted model, not a curated record
UCAUGCUGCGACCUGCCUUUCUUGGGCUGUGCUGCUGGACCGAAUAGAGCUGAGAGAUUAGUGCGGUUUCGAGGUCGCUAAUGUCAGAGGUGAUCAAAGCCAUAUAAUGUCAGUAGUUCGUUCAUCCGUCCAUGCCAAAUGGAUCGUGGGGAGGGUGAUUGGGACUGCAAUGCAAAAAACUGCCAAAGUGAGAGUGACCAGGCUUGUUCUGGAUCCCUAUUUAUUAAAGUAUUAUAAUAAGCGAAAGACCUACUUUGCUCAUGAUGCUCUUCAGCAGUGCACAGUUGGGGAUAUUGUGCUUCUCAAAGCCUUACCUGUUCCACGCUCGAAGCAUGUGAAACAUGAACUGGCUGAGAUCGUUUUCAAGGUUGGAAAAGUCAUAGAUCCAGUGACAGGAAAACCCUGUGCAGGAACAGCCUACCUGGAAAGUCCAAUCAGUUCGGAGCCUACUCACCUAACCGAACGUCUGAAAGAACUCACCAUCUCAGCACAGUAAAGGCAGAGUAGAAGAAGGCACCAGAGGGAAAGAGUUACAAGUUUGCUUUAUGGAAAAAGAAACUUUUCUAAGUUUCAUCACAAACUGUGUCCAAUUUCCCUACUGGUAUUUAUGAAAUUCCUAAAAGCAACUGAAGUAAAAGGCUUGUUGUAAUUUUUCA